Molecule: messenger RNA, 1398 nt
Organism: Electrophorus electricus (electric eel)
Lineage: Eukaryota; Metazoa; Chordata; Actinopteri; Gymnotiformes; Gymnotidae
Product: hyaluronidase-5-like
Biological process (GO): carbohydrate metabolic process; hyaluronan catabolic process
Cellular component (GO): acrosomal vesicle
Molecular function (GO): hyalurononglucosaminidase activity
Source: RefSeq, a predicted model, not a curated record
AUGGCUCUGCUGCUGUUGAUGCUUGUCCAUUACUGCUGGGCAGGGCUCAGUCCUUUACCUCUAGUACCAGGUUUCCCCUUCCUGUUCUUGUGGAACGCUCCUACAGAACUCUGCCAGAGUCGCUUUGCCAUCGAGCUGGACCUGUCCUACUUCCAGUUGGUGAGCAGCACCUUAAAGUUAGCCACCAAUCAGAGUAUCUCCAUCUUCUAUUCUGACCGCUUUGGAAUCUUCCCUUAUGUGGACAAAGAAAGUGGAAAGCAUUAUGACAAUGGACUUCCACAACUAAUUAACUUCCAGAAGCAUUGGGAUCUCGCCAAGGAGAGUAUCAUCUUUUAUAUUCCAGAGAAUCAUCCUGGGCUGGCUGUACUGGACCUGGAGGAAUGGAGGCCACAGUGGGUCCGAAACUGGGGUAGCAAAGAUAUCUAUAGAGAAAAGUCUAUACAGGCCAUCAUGCAGAGCAAUCUCUCUAUUACUUAUGAAGAGGCACAGACCUUAGCAGUGAUGACAUUUGAAAAAGCAGCAAAAAAAUAUUUUCUCAAAUCUUUGAACCUUGGAAAGAAAUUGAGACCAUCACGUGAAUGGGGAUAUUAUUUGUACCCCGACUGUUAUAACUAUGACUACAACCUUAAUAUAGAGAAUUAUACUGGAGAAUGUCCAGAAAUUGAAAAGUCAAGGAAUGAUGAGCUGUUUUGGCUUUGGAAUGCUUCCACUGCUCUUUUCCCAUCCAUCUACUUAGAGCAUGUACUACAGGAAUCCAAACAGGGCAUGCUCUAUGCCCGUCACAGAAUUCAGGAGGCAUUAAGGGUUUCGGUGCUCCCCAACAAGACUCAUUCCAUUCCUGUGUAUGCAUACAUCCGCCUUUGCUUCAAAGACAGUGAGGACAACUACCUAUCUGAGUAUGACCUGGUGAACACUAUAGGGGAAGCUGCAGCUUUAGGAGCUUCUGGAGUCAUCGCCUGGGGUAAUAUGAACAUCACAAGCUCAGAGGCUUCCUGUACAGCUGCAAAACGCUACCUAGAGAAAGUCCUGAACCCUUACAUCUUGAAUGUCACCACUGCCUCACAACUGUGCAGUGAAGCCUUGUGCCAGGCUAAGGGAAGAUGUGUGAGGAAGGCAUGGGAAAAAGGAGGCUAUCUUCACUUGUCUCCACAAAGGUACCACAUCUGUAUGGACAACACAGGAGGGUUGCUUGUGAAGGGACAUCUGUCACAAGAGGAUGUUGAUUGGUUUGAGGAGAGGUUUAAAUGUGUAUGCUACACAGAGGAGCCUUGCUUUACACCCCUGUCACUGAAGAAAAUUUCCAGCUUUACAUAUAAUGAAGGUUUGUCCUUGUCACAAAUCUCGCUGGGCCCUUUGCUGGCCUCAGUUGUGAGUUCUGUGUGGGUUGCCAUGCUUUAG